Molecule: messenger RNA, 1594 nt
Organism: Pongo pygmaeus (Bornean orangutan)
Lineage: Eukaryota; Metazoa; Chordata; Mammalia; Primates; Hominidae
Product: aldo-keto reductase family 1 member C1
Exons: 11
Coding region: 116-1342 (408 amino acids)
Molecular function (GO): oxidoreductase activity
Source: RefSeq, a predicted model, not a curated record
AAGAUCUGGUUGUUUGAAAGUGUGUAGCACCUCCACCUUCUUUCUCUCUCUCUCUCUUCCUCUCUCUACCUCUCUCUCUCUCUACCUCCGCCUCUCCUGCCAGCCAUGUGAAGACAUGCUUGCUUCCCCUUCACCUUCCUCCAUGAUGGUAAGCUUCCUGAGGCCUCCCCUGCCAUGCCUCCUGUACAGCCUGCAGAACUACUCAGGAACUUCAAAUGCGCUAUCCCUAUGUGUAUUGAUUAUAUCUUCAUCAUGCUCAAAUUUGCUGUUGAAACACCCUCUGCAGACAGUGUGUCGUUGCCAGCUCAUUGCUCUUAUAGCCUGUGAAGGAGGAAGAAAGAAACAUUUGCCAGCCAGGCCAGUGACAGAAAUGGAUUCGAAAUAUCAGUGUGUGAAGCUGAAUGAUAGUCACUUCAUGCCUGUCCUGGGAUUUGGCACCUAUGCGCCUCCAGAGGUUCCUAAAACUAAAGCUUUAGAGGCCACCAAAUUGGCAAUAGAAGCCGGGUUCCGCCAUAUUGAUUCUGCUCAUUUAUACAAUAAUGAGGAGCAGGUUGGACUGGCCAUCCGAAGCAAGAUUGCAGAUGGCAGUGUGAAGAGAGAAGACAUAUUCUACACUUCAAAGCUUUGGUGCAAUUCCCAUCGACCAGAGUUGGUCCGACCAGCCUUGGAAAGGUCACUGAAAAAUCUUCAAUUGGAUUAUGUUGACCUCUAUCUUAUUCAUUUUCCAGUGUCUGUAAAGCCAGGUGAGGAGGUGAUCCCAAAAGAUGAAAAUGGAAAAAUACUAUUUGACACAGUGGAUCUCUGUGCCACGUGGGAGGCCAUGGAGAAGUGUAAAGAUGCAGGAUUGGCCAAGUCCAUCGGGGUGUCCAACUUCAACCGCAGGCAGCUGGAGAUGAUCCUCAACAAGCCAGGGCUCAAGUACAAGCCUGUCUGCAACCAGGUGGAAUGUCAUCCUUACUUCAACCAGAGAAAACUGCUGGAUUUCUGCAAAUCAAAAGACAUUGUUCUGGUUGCCUAUAGUGCUCUGGGAUCCCAUCGAGAAGAAAAAUGGGUGGACCCGAACUCCCCGGUUCUCUUGGAGGACCCAGUCCUUUGUGCCUUGGCAAAAAAGCACAAGCGAACCCCAGCCCUGAUUGCCCUGCGCUACCAGCUUCAGCGUGGGGUUGUGGUCCUGGCCAAGAGCUACAAUGAGCAGCGGAUCAGACAGAACAUGCAGGUGUUUGACUUCCAGUUGACUUCAGAGGACAUGAAAACCAUAGAUGGCCUAAACAGAAAUAUGCGAUAUUUGACCCUUGAUAUUUUUUCUGGCCCCCCUAAUUAUCCAUUUUCUGAUGAAUAUUAACAUGGAGGGCAUUGCAUGAGGUCUACCAGAAAGCCCUGCAUGUGGAUGGUGACACAUGAGGUCUACCAGAAAGCCCUGCAUGUGGAUGGUGACACAGAGGAUGUCUCUAUGCUGGUGACUGGACACAUCGCCUCUGGUUAAAUCUCUCCUGCUUGGCAACUUCAGUAAGCUACAGCUAAGCCCACCGGCCAGAAAAGAAAUACAAUAAUUGUGUUUUUCAUUUUGAAAAAAUUAAAUGCUCUCUCCUAAAAA